This is a messenger RNA of Geodia barretti, 1077 nucleotides long. NCBI's taxonomy places the organism in Eukaryota, Metazoa, Porifera, Demospongiae, Tetractinellida, Geodiidae. The record is from the annotation of a GenBank genome assembly.
AUGGAGGAGUUCUGGCUGAUCUCGGCCCCAGGUGAGCCGACUCCCAAGAAGAUGUGGGAGCACAUCAGAGAGAAGACCAAGGAGCUCUCUGCCAGCCACAAGUUUGGUCUUCCUGAGAUGCAGAUGGCGCAGUACAUGGCAGACAUACUGGGAGACGAAGUCAAGGAGAGACUGGCUGAGAACCUGCUGGUCGGGCCUAACAAACUCCCCAUGGAGAAUUUCCUGACCAGGUUCACAUGGGACGGUGCCAAGUUCCCUCUCAGACAACCUCUCCUCAACAUUGUAGAGGGCCUGGUGUCACAGAUUGACGGAGACCUAAAGCAAAAGUCGCAGGCCUACAACCAGCUGAGGCAGAACCUUCAGGCCAUUGAGAGGAAGGAGACGGGGAACCUUAUGACUCGGUCACUAGUAGACGUCGUUCGCAAGGAACACUUUGUCCUCAACUCAGAAUACCUCAUAACACUUUUGGUGGUGGUUCCCAAAGUGAUGUACAAGGAGUGGUCUGCCGUGUACGAGAAACUGACGGACAUGAUAGUCCCGCGGUCUUCUGUCCUGGUCCACGAAGACGCCGAGUACGGACUCUACUCUGUGACCAUGUUCCACAAGUCUGGUAGUACACACCCAGGAGCAGUGCUAUGUUUCCUACAACACAGAUUUAUCGUGAGAGAUUUCACCUAUGACCCCAAGGCCAUAGCUCAGGAGAGGCACGAGAAGUCAAAACUUGAGAUGCAACUCAAAAAACAGUUUGGUCCACUGAUGAACUGGCUGAAGGUGAACUUCAGUCAGGCCUUCUCGGCGUGGAUCCAUCUGAAGGCUCUGAGAGUUUUCACUGAGUCAGUUCUCAGGUACAGUCUCCCAGUCAACUUCCAGGCUGUGGUCAUGAAACCCAACAAGAAGGCACAGAAGAAACUGACAGAGACACUCAACCAGCUCUACGGCCAUCUUGACUCCCGCUUCAUCGAGAGUGAGGCUGAGCAGAUAGACAUGCCGGGGUUGGCUGGACUGGGGCAGCAGGACUAUCACCCCUACGUAUUCUUCAAAGUCAACCUCAACUUGCUGGAAAAAUCAUCAUCAUGA